AUGCCUCUCUGCUUUCUGCCUUGGCUAGUGGGGGCUAGUUGCGACUUCAAAACGAUUGUGGUCCCCAGCACGAUUUUUGGGCUGUUCAACUCCCUCGCGACGACAGCAUAUACUCUGGAGGAUACGACCCCCAUCACAUUUGUCUUGCUCUUCCAGCGGCUGUGCUCGAUUCUGCUCUGGGUGUUGCUGGUCUUUAUCCCCUUUUCAAUCAACAACCAACGGACCCCUUCCGCCAUUGCGGAGGACACUGUCAAUAAGCCAUGGAGACCCAUGCCUCAGAAACGCAUUUCGCCUCCCCAAGCGCGGCUUUUGAUGUGCUUCUUCGCCCUGCUGGUCCAGUUGCACGGCCUUUUUUACCACCGCGUCGGGCAUCGGCAGUCCACCUUCCUCCUGGCCCUCGACAUCUGGUACAAUACCCUGGGCGGGGCGGACAAGAGCCCUGUGGUCCGCAACGCCAUCAACGCCGGAGGGUACGUGUGCUUCCUGUCCGGCGCCCUGGAAGUUGCCCUGGGACAGCAACUUCCCUUGCUCGUCCAUAACCCCCUGCGCCGCACGGCGCUCGAAUCCCCACUAGAUCAAUGGCUGCUUAUGAUCGCGGGAGUCGUGUUCAGCACCGUGCACCUGCAAGACCUGUACGACCAGCAAGGCGACCAAGUCCGCGGCCGCCGUACCCUGCCGCUAGUGAUUGGCGACGCGCCUGCGCGGUGGACAGUCGCCCUCGCAAUGCUGUGCUGGGGGAUUGCCUGUCCGGCCUAUUGGAGGUUGCGCAGUGAGCUGUUCGCUCCCAGCCUGGGUCUGGCGUAUCUGGUCGCCUGGCGAGUCCUGACGGUGCGCACCGAGGCAGACGACCGCACCACAUUUCUGCUUUGGAAUUGCUGGGUGUCGACAAUAUACAUCAUGCCACUGAUGGCGCAGUGGAGCCGUUGA
This is a messenger RNA of Aspergillus saccharolyticus JOP 1030-1, 927 nucleotides long. Its product is annotated as UbiA family prenyltransferase. Bases 1 to 927 code for a protein of 308 amino acids. The transcript is spliced from 2 exons. Gene Ontology annotation, molecular function: transferase activity, transferring alkyl or aryl (other than methyl) groups. The record is from RefSeq and is a predicted model, not a curated record. Lineage: Eukaryota; Fungi; Ascomycota; Eurotiomycetes; Eurotiales; Aspergillaceae. Gene Ontology annotation, cellular component: membrane.